This is a messenger RNA of Gongylonema pulchrum, 441 nucleotides long. The record is from the annotation of a GenBank genome assembly. Lineage: Eukaryota; Metazoa; Nematoda; Chromadorea; Rhabditida; Gongylonematidae.
AUGGGUUCACGUGAUGAUGAAUAUGACUACUUGUUCAAAGUGGUAUUAAUUGGUGAUUCGGGAGUUGGCAAAUCCAAUUUACUGUCGCGGUUUACGAGGAACGAGUUCAAUCUGGAAUCGAAAUCAACAAUCGGAGUAGAGUUUGCAACAAGGAGUAUACAGGUUGAGGGGAAAACAGUAAAAGCUCAAAUUUGGGAUACAGCAGGGCAGGAAAGAUAUCGAGCAAUAACUUCUGCUUACUACAGAGGUGCCGUUGGUGCACUGCUAGUGUAUGAUAUCGCUAAACAUGUUACAUAUGAAAAUGUCGAAAGAUGGCUCAAAGAAUUACGUGAUCAUGCGGACCAGAAUAUAGUGAUAAUGUUGGUUGGAAAUAAAAGUGAUUUGCGUCAUUUACGCGCCGUGCCUACCGAUGAGGCAAAAGCGUAUGCUGAGAAAAAUCAG